Anopheles bellator is the source of this 4132-nucleotide messenger RNA. RefSeq names its product leucine-rich repeat and calponin homology domain-containing protein (gene Lrch). Gene Ontology annotation, molecular function: protein binding. Bases 212 to 2974 code for a protein of 920 amino acids. The record is from RefSeq and is a predicted model, not a curated record. The transcript has 9 exons. NCBI's taxonomy places the organism in Eukaryota, Metazoa, Arthropoda, Insecta, Diptera, Culicidae.
GUGGUGUCCAGCUCUCCUGCAACGCAACGCCGCGCAGAGAGAAAGAGAACGAGAGAGCGUGUGUGAUGAGCGCGUGAAGAAGAAGCGACGUUGAACGGCGGAGAAGUGUGUGGUAAAGUGUUAUUUCCGGGCGCGUCCGGGUGUUGGCGGACGGGCUGGACUCAGCGUGUCGGAGUGAGCUUCCGGCGGUCAUCGGCGUGAACCCAGAAAUAUGGCCGUCGCUGCCUGUCUGAAAGCUUCCCAGUCAACUGUUGUUGGAUACGCAGGACACGCUCAGCCAUUGCAUCUGGGAGCCAUGAACGGCAUGGGAAGCGGAGCCGCCGGCGGUCUCCUGCAGAGCCAGCUGACCCGGUCGCUGGAGCGCAUCCUGGAGGACGCCCAUCUUAGUGGCGAGCUGAAGCUGAGUGGCCGCAAGCUGAAGGACUUUCCGAAGGCGGCUGGCAAAUACAACCUCAGCGACACCGUGAUUGCAGAUCUCUCACGCAAUCGAUUUUGCGAGCUACCGGAAGACAUCACGUGCCUGGCGUUUCUGGAGCGCCUGCUCGUCUACCACAACACCAUCCGCUCCGUGCCGGAAACAAUCCGUGGGCUACAUUCGCUAACGUACUUAGAUUUAAGAAACAAUCAGCUAGCUGUGUUGCCGCGAGAAGUAUGCACCCUUCCACUGCAGGUUCUGUUGGUGUCGAACAAUCGGCUUGCAACACUGCCGGACGAACUGGGCCGCAUGGAAAAGCUUACGGAGCUCGAUGCGGCUUGCAAUCAAAUUACACAUCUGCCAGCGCGAAUGGGCGAUCUGCGCAGCCUGCGCUCGCUGAACCUUCGCAGCAAUCAGCUCGUUUACUUACCUCGUGACCUCACCUGCCUGCAGCUGACAUUUUUGGACAUUAGCGGCAACAAGAUCGCCACCCUGCCGGUGGAGCUCCGGCUCAUGAGUUCGCUGGUCGACUUGGAGCUAUCGAACAAUCCGCUCACUUCGCCACCGGCCAGUCUGUGUGUCCGUGGGUUGGUGCAUGUUUUCAAGUAUUUGGAAACGAUGGCCGCACGCGAAGAAAAGUCCAAAACCGGCGCCGAUGGGCACGCCACACUGCGGCGAACGGCCCUGUCCGCCAAAGGUUCUGGCAACUUUUUGCUGGACAACCAGCAGCGGAAUCGUAGGGCCCACGUCGAUUCAGGCUACUGCACCAGCGACGGUGGCUACGACGGUAAGCGAUGGAUGAACGACGAAGAUGCACACAACUUCAUCACCUCAUCGCCCAAAUGGUCCCCUAUUCCUCUGCACUCGAGCUUCGGCGGUAUGGCGCGCGGUGGGUGUAGUAACCAAAGCAAUGCUUCUACUCUGUCCUCAGGUGCACACCCAUCCGCACUGGCAGCUACGAAUCUCACGGCACCGAAUGAAGCCUCUUCCCUGAUGAAUGGCCCCGGUGCUACUGCUGCUGGUGAUGGUGGUGGUGUAAUUUGUUGGGAAGAAGAGUUUCGAAAGAAUGCUGCCCUGCAGGAUUCGCAUCCGGAUCGGAAGCAACUAUCGAAUAACAACAGCAACGAUAUGUCCCCCGAGGGCGACUUUACGCCCGAUGGUACGAAGACGGACGAUAAAAGCCGCACCUUCGCCAACUAUCAGACGUACCGCGAGUACAAGGAAGCGCUCAGGCAGCAGCGAAACCUUGACUCCGUGUACCGCAGCAAAGAUCAGCCCCAGACGCCCGAUAGCGGCGGAUCGGCGACCGAUUCACCGCUCAGCAACGUGUCACCGUACACGAAGUCCGUCUCGUCGUCUUCCGUUUAUAGUAGCAGCAACCAAAGCUCUCCCGUGUCACCGCUCCAUGCCGGGGCCGGUGGUAGCAAUGUGAACAAGUUGAACCAAAUCAAUGCGAAUGGCAACUUUACUACGGCCACCUUCGGAGGAAACUCGUUGCCGUCGGCGAAUCGUAAUGGCGGUCAAUCGUCACUCGAUGAGACCCUAGCUGGUACGAGCAGUGCAACGGGAACACCCAACAAGCGACCGGUGCAGAAGGUCAUACCGUCUCGAAACAUAAGUUCUUCCUACCAAAACCAAUCGCCGACGCAUUUGAACGGAAACCACCACCCGGUGGUUGGCCCGCCCGGCAAUGGUACCGGUGCGCAGGGUAAAAUCCCUGUAGCAAAUGGCGGCACGUCAAAAGUGGCACUAACAUCACCGAACGGUGGUGCCACCGGCGAAUAUGCGUACGUCAAACCGAACAGUCCCUCGAAGGUGACUGGGGGUAUACUGAUCCACAAUAAUGUUCCUCCCUCGUCGAUACCGAAACCGGCCGCACCAAACAGUGGCGGUUUGGGUUCGCCCGUGCUGGCGGGUGCUGGCCAAAAGCCACUCACCGCAACCGUGGGCUACGUGAAUAACGCGAAACCGGGACAGAAAACGAAUAAAACUGUCUCGUGGAACCGUGAUGUACCCACGGAAAAGCUGAGCUUUACGAUGCGCCGUGAGUUUGACAAGCAGAAAGAGGAAACCGAGUUGAUCGAACAGUUGCGCCAUAUCAUAGAAGUCCGCUUGAAAAUGACUCUCCCUGAAGAUGUGGCCCCGGCACUGAUGGAUGGUGUGGUGCUUUGCCACCUGGCGAACCAUGUACGCCCGCGUUCGGUAGGAAGCAUUCACGUUCCCUCUUCGGCUGUGCCGAAGCUAACGAUGGCCAGGUGCCGCCGGAAUGUAGACUAUUUCCUAGACGCAUGUCGCAGAAUCGGUGUCGACGAGAAUCUACUGUGCUGUGCUGCGGACGUCCUUGAAGGGCGCGGAACCGUGCAGGUGGCGAUCACGGUAGUAGAACUGCUCAAAUUUCACAAUCCCGCCUCGAACGUUCGCUCACCAACACGCGGCCUGUACAGUGUCGGCAGCAGUAGUUUCAAUGGUGGCAGCAGCAGCAACAUCAACAGCGGGCCCAAGUCUAGUCCUUCUUCUUCGUCCUCACUUUCGUCUUCGACCAGUGGCAACGGUACAUGAGAUUCGGACAAUAAUAAUUCUCCGCCAGCCGAUGGGUCACCAUCUAGGCGGAGUUUUGCAGGCUCAAUGAUGACCAUCGCCGGAGGGAAGCUAUCGGCGGUGGAUGACGAGGUUUGGAGAAUUUAAAUUCCGCAUUCGUAAUGGAACCAACCUCCAGGCUUUAGGUUAGUUGUGUUCUCCCAUCGGCUACCGCUUAAGGGCAUCUACCUAACCGAAAGUGAAAAGAUCUUAGCCGAGGUCUUUGCGCUGUUGGCUAGGUAAAUGUGUAAGCAAAUACUCUCCCACGUAGGUUCCGUAACAUUUGUACAUAAUUUGAUCAUAUCGACGGGUUUUAGUUUCGUUUCACACAAAACACUAACAUCGCAUUAUUAGAUGGUUGUUUUUGACAAUAUUUAAACUUAUUAAACCUAUUUAUUCACAAGGUAGUUCACCCAGCCCAGUUUCUGCAAACGAUAGCUCUGGGAAGGAUCAAAGACAUAAUUGUAUUUAUGAGAUCUAGCAGUUGAUUCCGGUUUUUAGCAAUCCACAGUACACGAUAGAAAUGCCAAUGAAAGUAAGAGAACUCAGCGGAAAAGUUUUGUAUUUGAUGUAAUCUCUUUCAAUGAAACAUAUUUUCGGAACGAUACAAACGGUAACUCAAACACGACAGUGUCCCUGUUAAGCAAACAGAAAGUUAAGGCACAGGCGGUGGUCCUUCCGUAGGUUUUAUAUAUGACACACAACAAAGCUAGGCCAUUCUAUGAAUGGCAUACCGGUGUAUCGGAUCGGUUUUAAGUCCGGUUAAAUGUACGUUGAACGAUAAAAUAAAGUGUUGCAAGCAAUACGGAAAAGUGCUCGAUACAAUCACGUGGUGGACAAAGUGGUUGUAGAAAGGCGCUAAACACUAACAAUUGAUGCAGGUUUCUAGGAAUGCAAACUAAGUACCGAUUUCCUUGUGGUCAAAGCGAGAGCGAGAGAGUGAGUCGUGAAUGCAUGAUUCGAGGUCGAGAGUGUAAACCCGACGAUACUAUACUUGAAUUGAACAGGAUUCGAGAAUAUCGAGGUUUGGCCAAGCACAAUCAGAAUCCUACGGCAGUAAGAAAAUCGCAACGAACGCUCCCAACUGACGUUGACGAUAGCUCGGAAUUGGCUUAAUGAUAAAUUGUGUUUUGUGCAUGU